UUUCACCAAUGUUCAAUCACCCGUUUGCAAUAUUUUACUGGCAUAUUUAGAUGGACGAUCCGAACUCAUAGGACAUUGCGACUUGAUAGCUUAAUUUUUUUAAACGAUCAUUUGACUUUGGUUUACUUAUAUAAUCCGCAAUACCUACCCAUCGAAAUAAAAACAGCAGUGAAUAUUUUGUUGCCUGUGAACUUUAAUUUUCCAGCGCACAUUAUCCCAGGACUAUUGGUGUCGUCAUCUUGGCUAUUUUCUAUUUAUCCAGGACCAAUUCUAUUGACUGUAGCUGUGGCUUUAACUGGAGCUGGAAUGGAUGUAACAUUAGAUUUAUGCUAUGAUCUCACGCCAAAUUAUUGGAAUUCAAUAAUGACGAUAAUCAAAAUAAUUGGGAAUACUUCAGGGAUUAUAGAACCUCUAUGUGUGGGGCAUGUUACUCAUGUAUAUGAAAAUACUGCACUUCGGUGGAAAAAUAUUUGGUGUUCACAUGCACUCGUAUUAUUGCUAAGUGGCAUAUUUUACUUAGUAUGGGGCAAAACAGAAACCCAAGCAUGGAAUUUCAGCAGUCAUACUCAGAGGUAUUUAAUAAAAAAACCUUUGUUACCUUUGACAUAGUAAUAAGUAAAAAGGUUUUUUGAAUGAGGGAUUACUGGUGGCCCGGACAUUUAUGCAACUCUUCAAUUUUAAGUAUAAAAACUUAAUUUUUUGUAGUUAGUUAAAUAGCAAAAUCUAAAAACCUCAUAAAAAAGUAUUGCUUACUAUAUUGCUACAUGAACAUGUUGGACCAAAAGGCUUAUUGCAAGAAAACUUUAAAAUUAUUUAAAUUUAACUAACUUUUAGAAAUCACCCAAAGAGUAUUGUUAGAACGAAUCCGUCGACGAUGUCUAAUAUCACCGAAGUGGAGGAAGACGAGAUAGCGAAUACGUAAAGGAAUA
Messenger RNA from Bombyx mandarina (wild silkworm), 929 nucleotides. Its product is annotated as sialin. Gene Ontology annotation, molecular function: transmembrane transporter activity. Lineage: Eukaryota; Metazoa; Arthropoda; Insecta; Lepidoptera; Bombycidae. The record is from RefSeq and is a predicted model, not a curated record. Gene Ontology annotation, biological process: monoatomic anion transport; transmembrane transport. Gene Ontology annotation, cellular component: membrane.